AUGUGGGAUACGAUCCCUGCCUUUGGGAUAGAGUCUGCGGAUGUCUCGUGGGUUAAGCGGAAGGAUCAGGAGCCGCAGUUCAGAAGUCCUUCAGAAAGGAACCAGCUUACCGGCUGUAUUGACGUGGCUGAUCUCUUCCCUCCGCCGCAGGUAAAUGGGCGGGAGCUCUCCCGUCUCUCCCAAGAACAGACCCUGGAAGCUCUGCGGUGCUCCAAGGAGCCGUUGGUCAUACAGGUGCUCCGGCGCAGUCCCCGCAGCCGCAGUGGGGGCGGCGAGGGACCUGCCCCCCAGGGGGACCCGGCAACCCUGGUGGACAGCGGGACCCAGACGGAUAUCACCUUCGAGCACCUCCUGGGGCUGGGGCGGAUGCGGCCACCGAGCCCCCCAGCCGUGACGCUGGAACCCUACGGGCUGCCAGAUCUCCCCUCGAUCGGCCAUGAGUAUUAUGAUCCUGUGGAAUUCAUGGAAGGAGGUGCUCCGGAGACCGAGCGGGCAGAGGAGCUGGAAUAUGAGGUAAACCCUAACAGUAUCGCUGCCAAGGACGGUCGAAUCCGGGAAGGCGAUCGUAUCGUCCAGAUUAAUGGGAUGGAGGUGCAGAAUCGCGAGGAGGCCGUUGCAAUUCUCACCCAGGAGGAGCGGACAAACAUCUCUCUGCUGCUGGCUAGACCCGAGACUGAGUUGUCCAAGCGUUGGAAGGAUAGUGACCGGGAGGAUUUCCUAGAUGACUUUGGCUCUGACCAUGAAGCAGGAACAAGACCCCAUCGGCUCCUUUCUCCACCAGACCAGCAGAGUGAACCUCUCCAGGAAAAGCCUGCCGGGGAUCCCGCCACCCCCCUGACCAACAGCCAGGAGCUGGACAGUGGCGUCGGGCGCACCGAUGAGAGCACCCGCAACGAAGAGAGCUCCGAACAUGACCUCCUUGGAGACGAAGCCCCCAGUGCCGCCAACACCCCGGGGAGCCUGCGCAAAUUUGGCCCCAGCCUGCAGCCCCGCGACUUCCACUACAGCAUGGACUCACUGCUGGCCGGGGAGCCGCCGAGCGCCGUGGGCACUGACAUGAUGCCGGGGCUGACUGACGAAGAGUACGAGCGCUACCGCGAGCUGCUAGAGCUGAAAUGCCACCUGGAGAAUGGCAACGACCCGGGCUUGGUGAGCUCGGCGCUGGACGUCAACCGCAACGAAGUCGCCCUUCUGGAGGAAGAACUCCGCCACCUGGAGUUCAAGUGCCGCAACAUCCUGCGGGCCCAGAAGAUGCAGCAGCUGCGCGAGCGGUGCAUGAAGGCGUGGUUGCUGGAGGAGGAAGGGUUGUACGCCCUGGAAGGAGAACCGAAGAAACACGAGUUGUCUGAUAUCACGGAGCUGCCGGAACGCUCGGACAAGGACAGCACCAGUGCCUACAACACCGGGGAGAGUUGCCGCAGCACCCCCUUGUUGGAAAGCCCCUUGCGCCGCUUGGCCGAGCACCCCAACCUUAAUCGGACUGCCCCGCCUUCGCCUCCACAGCCCAAAUUCCGCCGGGAGGAACGGGUGCGGCGCAGCCCCAAAGCGGGUGGAGAAGGGAGCCCCUAUCUGACCCGGCGGCAGCGGGAAGAGCCUCCUCCUCCUCCCAUCAGCCCGAUGAGCCUAGCUAGCAUAUGCAAGGACUCUCUCGGGGGCAAAGGGGAGCCCCGCAUGGAAUGGAAAGUGAAGGUCCGCAGCGACGGCACCCGCUACGUGGCCAAGAGGCCAGUGAGGGACCGGCUGCUGAAAGCCCGGGCCAUGAAGAUCCGCGAGGAACGCAGCGGCAUGACGACGGACGACGACGCCGUCAGCGAGAUGAAGAUGGGGCGCUACUGGAGCAAGGAGGAGCGCAAGCAGCACCUGAUCCGCGCCCGCGAGCAGCGAAAGCGCCGCGAGUUCAUGAUGCAGAGCCGCCUGGAGUGCCUGCGGGAGCGGGAAGGCAGCGAGGCCCGCGGGGUCUCCGGGGAGGUCAACAUCUUGGCCCUGAGCCACCGCAAGACCAUGAAGAAGCGGAGUCGCCGGAUCUUGGAUAACUGGAUCACCAUCCAGGAGAUGCUGGCCCACGGCACCCGCUCCGCAGACGGACGCCGGGUUUAUAACCCCCUCCUCUCCGUCACCACCGUCUGA
This is a messenger RNA of Gekko japonicus, 2127 nucleotides long. RefSeq names its product PDZ domain containing 4 (gene PDZD4). The transcript has 7 exons. Lineage: Eukaryota; Metazoa; Chordata; Lepidosauria; Squamata; Gekkonidae. The coding region runs from base 1 to 2127 and encodes 708 amino acids. The record is from RefSeq and is a predicted model, not a curated record. Gene Ontology annotation, molecular function: protein binding.